Plasmopara halstedii is the source of this 1338-nucleotide messenger RNA. Its product is annotated as Helicase-associated. NCBI's taxonomy places the organism in Eukaryota, Oomycota, Peronosporomycetes, Peronosporales, Peronosporaceae. The transcript has a single exon. The coding region runs from base 1 to 1338 and encodes 445 amino acids. The record is from RefSeq and is a predicted model, not a curated record.
AUGACAACUUGUCACAUGCAGCGUCAAAUGCUCUUCAGAUCUCGUCGCUUUGUCAGCUCAAAGCGAACAUCCAAUUGUUUCGCAUUGCUUCCAACUUCUCUGCAAGUAUUUUAUGAGCUAAAUGGCCACUUUCUCGUGCCUUACAACUUUCAGGUUCCACAAUCUGAAUAUCUUAAUUCGACCCAUAAUCCCUGGCCAAAGGAGACACGCGGUCUUAAUUUGGGUCGCAUACUCCGUAACUUUGUUCAUGCUUCGAAUACUGAAAGAUCUAUGAAGAUCCAGAGUGUGCGCAUGCAACUAGACGGUAUCGGAUUUCCAAAACUUCGUGACUGGAAUCAAUUUCAGUGGGAAGAGGUGACACUCCCAGCUCUAAAGACAUAUAAGCAGAUUAUAGGGAAUUUAUCUGUCCCGCGCAAGUUUAUUGUUCCUGAAAGAGAUCAACAAUGGCCAAAUGCAACGUGGGGACUGAAACUAGGCGCACAUGUGAAUACUCUGCGCCAGAGUCGAGAGAAACUAACGGUACAACAGGUUCAAGACCUUGCAGAUAUCGGAUUUAUAUGGACAGUAGCAGAUUACAAGUGGAAUGAUCUCUUUAUGCCUGCAUUGCAGCAUUAUCGAAAACUAUAUGGUCACUCUCAAGUUCCUCAACAUUUUGUAGUUGAAGCUGACAAGGAAAGCAAAUGGCCGACACAUUUAAUUGGGUAUCGACUUGGCAAGGUGAUUAAUUCAAUUCGGUCGUCGUUAGCGUUGACGGAUUAUGUGCGGCAAAAUAGAAUAGAGUUAGAGAAGAUGGGAUUUUAUCUUCGUAGCACCGACCACAGAUGGCAAAAAGUUAUUCUUCCAGCUUUUCAAACGUAUUAUCAAGUCUACAGAAAUUGCAACGUGAAACGAGAUUUUGUUGUGCCUGAAAAGGAGCCAUGGCCACUAUCAGUCAGGGGCAUCAACCUUGGGAUGAUUGCGCAGAACAUUCGAUACCGAGGAGAUUAUUUUCUGCAAGUUGCACGAGACUAUGAAACGCUUGAAAAGAUUGGAUUUGUAUGGAGUGCUGCUGCAUUCAAGUGGCAAUAUGUAGUGCUGCCAGCACUAAACACAUAUGUGCAUCUGUUUGGUAAUGCUCAUGUCCCUACUGACUUUGUCGUACCAUCAAACAAUCAAUGGCCAGAAAGAUCGCACGGUUUUAAACUAGGGGCUUUUGUCACAUGCCCAAAGAGGAGAGAAAGAUUUACCGACUAUAUCGAAAUUGACCGAUUGCACUUGGAAGAACUUGGAUUCUUUUGGUCGUCUUUUACUCUAGACAAUUGCAAGGAUAAUGGCGGGAUUGAGUUCCUUAUAGAAUAA